Messenger RNA from Emys orbicularis (European pond turtle), 1419 nucleotides. It is a transcript of the gene SLC25A44, whose product is annotated as solute carrier family 25 member 44. Gene Ontology annotation, molecular function: branched-chain amino acid transmembrane transporter activity. The transcript is spliced from 5 exons. Gene Ontology annotation, biological process: branched-chain amino acid catabolic process; branched-chain amino acid transport. NCBI's taxonomy places the organism in Eukaryota, Metazoa, Chordata, Testudines, Emydidae. The record is from RefSeq and is a predicted model, not a curated record. Gene Ontology annotation, cellular component: mitochondrion. The coding region runs from base 157 to 1098 and encodes 313 amino acids.
GGAGCAGGGGCCUGGGGGGGCCCGCUCGAGACAGCCUAGGACCUGAAGGGUAGGAUCCUGAAGUCCAGCUGCACCAGUGAACUCAGAAUGACAGGGGAGAAGUUGCCCUGGUUGCCAAGCAAUUUUCCUGCUCUGCAUGUUCAAUAAGAGGGAAUUAUGGAGGACAAACGCAACAUCCCGAUCAUCGAGUGGGAGCAUCUGGACAAGAAGAAGUUCUAUGUGUUCGGUGUCUGCAUGACCAUGAUGAUCCGGGUGAGCGUUUACCCCUUCACGCUCAUCCGAACACGGCUGCAGGUCCAGAAGGGCAAGAGCCACUACAAUGGGACCUUCGACGCCUUUGUGAAGAUAUUACGGGCGGAAGGGGCAGCUGGGCUGUACCGGGGCUUCUUGGUCAACACCUUCACCCUGAUUUCAGGCCAGUGCUACGUGACCACCUACGAGCUCACCCGCAAGUACGUCUCCAAGUACAACAACAGCAACGUCGUCAAGUCGCUGGUGGCUGGCGGCUCAGCCUCCCUGGUGGCGCAGAGCAUCACAGUGCCCAUAGAUGUCGUUUCCCAGCACCUCAUGAUGCAGCGCGAGGGGGAGAGCAUGGGCAGGUUCAAAGUGCGGUACCAAGACUGCAAACGUAACGUGGUCUUCGGCCAGACCAAGGACAUCCUUGUACAGAUCUUCAACGCGGACGGACUGAGAGGCUUCUACAGGGGCUACGUGGCCUCUCUGCUCACCUAUAUUCCCAACAGUGCGGUUUGGUGGCCUUUCUACCACUUCUAUGCAGAACAGCUCUCUUGCCUGACACCUAAAGACUGUCCACACCUCCUCCUCCAAGCUAUAUCUGGGCCACUCGCAGCUGCAACGGCUUCCACUCUGACCAACCCCAUGGACGUCAUCAGGGCUCGCGUGCAGGUGGAAGGCAAGAGCUCCAUCAUUCUCACUUUCAAGCAACUAAUGGCAGAGGAAGGCCCAUGGGGCCUCACUAAAGGCCUCUCCGCCCGUAUCAUAUCAGCCACCCCUUCCACCAUCGUCAUAGUGGUGGGGUAUGAAACGCUGAAGAAGUUGAGCCUCCGUCCAGAGCUUGUGGACUCUAGACAUUGGUAGCAAACAGCGAGUGACAGAGCGGCUUAUAAACCCUAUGGAUUCAGACCGUGGUUAAAAGCUCAGCGAAAGAGAGACCGCUGGGGUUCUCCUUGGUCUCCCUCAAUUACAGGAUUGUGUGGUUUCACAGCAGAGGACAGAAUCAAAAGCAGCUGCCGUCACCUCCUCAGGUCUGUUGCAACACAACGUUCUGCUGCUAUCUGUUUAGGGGAAAAAACAAACGCAUGGCAAAGCUUUUGACUAACAAUUCAUUCAAGGACGACCAGGUGUGUGUGUGUGAAACCUAACAAUUUCCUGAUCUCUCUUAAAUUAAAGACUAUCGGU